UGCAGAUACCGAUCACAACAUCUGAGGAGUGUCUCGUCAAGAGAAAACAAAGAGAAAGAUAGUGACUGAGCUUGAACCCAUCGUCAUAGAUCAGAGCAUAAUUAUUUUCGUGUCCUGUCUUGCUGCACUUUCCUACGCUUUGCAGUGCGAAAUAGUAGCAGCAGUAAACCAGGCAAAAUGUAAAUGAAUGUAACUGCUACAAUGCUCGCAGCGUGCGUUACUUCUCUGGGCAAGGGGAAACAAGUGCGGAAGGCAAGGCGUAAAAGUCUAUGCUUUUAUUCCUGGCAGACGAACCACCACUGUACCUCUACAAAGCAGACGGCCAUCGUUUAAAAAUAACAUUGCGUUUUGUGGCUUUGAUUGUCUUUUCUGCUCCGCUUGGUGGUAUUGCGUUCCCUAGGCCGUGUGUGGAGUACUUUGACCUGCUUGAAGGCAUCAUGGAAUGCACGGACAGAAGGAUCAGGAAUGUGGAGAAGGAGCGCCGUGACUACGUCGCUCUUCAAGAGAAACACUACCGCGAGUGUGCGGAUCUGGUCGAAAGUCCCUGCAAGUAGAAACGAGGGGACUCUCCUUUCUCGCUCUCGUGGAGUUGAAAUGUGCAAUUGCUGCCGGUGUCCCGCCUCGUGCGACUUACCGAGAGCAUCGUCAGCGUUCCGUGCGCGAUUUUCAACGGAAUUCCGGACAUCGUGGACACCAUCUUCAAAAUUGUUACGGGCCCUCUGAAAUUUCGCUUUCUGGAGCCGAAAAAAGGGGGCGCCUCUACCUGGAAGUGAAACAGCUGGUGUCGUCGAAGGAGUCCAACAGGCCUUGCCCCAAACUGGCAGCGAGUUGUGAGUUGGUUAAGGCUAGCAGAACACUCUGUAGUGUGAGGUAUCUCCACACAGCAGAAGUCUCAAGCGUGCUAGUGUUUUUGUUCUCAUUUCCGUCAUCUCGAUUUCUACUAAAAGUGAGCCCUGCGUCGAUUCCCAUGAAGGCACAUUAUUUCAACGCACUUUUUUAUCGAGUUUCCUGCUUAUCCAACAUUAUACGCAUUUUGUCCCCCGUGAACGAUUCCGCCUCCAAAUCUCUCCUCGCUUCAGGCGCCACGACGUGCCCUUCUGUUCAGCCAACCUGCGAGUACACGGCAUGAAUUGUGAC
Amoebophrya sp. A25 is the source of this 1137-nucleotide messenger RNA. The record is from the annotation of a GenBank genome assembly. NCBI's taxonomy places the organism in Eukaryota, Dinophyceae, Syndiniales, Amoebophryaceae.